AUGGAUUUUAAGUUACAAAGAUAUUUCCUUUUUCCCCUUCUUGGUCUUUUGGCUAUCACCCUUUUAACUCACUGCAGCCAACCAGUUUUUGAUGAUCAAUCAGGAUUCGUGAGUAUCGAUUGUGGAUUACCAGAAAACUCAACCUAUACUGGCAGUAUGUUUCCAGUAACUUACACAAGCGAUGAAAUGUUCAUAAGCACGGGUGUAAAUGCACGUCUAUUGCCUAAAUUCAUUUCCAAUGAUACAGAAAUUUACUUAGAGAAUGUUAGAAGCUUUCCACAAGGGAAAAGGAACUGCUACAACCUAAGAUCAUCUAAAGACAAAGAUAGCAAAUUUCUAGUACGUGCCUUUUUCAUGUAUGGUAACUAUGAUAAUAAAAGUCAUGUACCAAAGUUUGAUUUGCAUAUUGGUACUGAGCUUUGGGAUACAAUUCAAUUGGAUAAUUCCUCUCAUGUAGUCACAAAGGAGAUUAUACAUGUUUUUGCUACGAAUUAUACGAACGUAUGCCUCAUAAAUACGGGCAACGGGACACCUUUUAUUUCAGCGCUGGAGCUACGACGAUUCAGAAAUACAAUGUAUCCCUCUGAAUAUGACAUAUCGCUGGAGCUUAAAAUGCGUUACAAUUUUGUUUCCGGUACUGCGCCAUUGAGAUAUAGCUUUGACGCUUACGAUCGAAUUUGGGAAGCUCUUCAACUUCCAGAAUGGGAUAUUGUUACCACAAGACGAGAAGUCGACAGAGAUAUCGAGAACGACUUUUACCCACCAACUCUUGCUAUGGGGACGGCAGCAACGCCACUGAAUUCUACUACCUGGACUCUCUCUUGGGGACCUGCAGAUCCCAAUAUUGACUACCAUACCUACUUGUAUUUUGCUGAAAUAGUGAGCCUUUUGCCUAAUCAGACCAGAAAAUUUGAUGUUAUCAUUAAUGGUGAAACGGCCUCCUGGGAGGGAUUGGAGCCAGAGUAUUUGACCACUUUUGUGAUGGACGACAAGCGAAUGGCUAGCAAUUUUAACUAUACAUUGCGUCAAACCAACAAUUCGAGAUUGCCGCCGCUUAUUAACGCGCUUGAGGUUUAUGCUGCCAAACGGUUCUUCAAGGUUCAUACUGAUGAAAAUGAUGUUGAUGCAAUAAUGGACAUUAAGAAAACUUAUGAUGUGAAGAAAAACUGGCAAGGAGAUCCAUGCUUGCCAAAAGAUUACACAUGGGAAGGUCUUCGCUGCAAUUACAGUUCCAGCAGUUCCACACGAAUUAUUGGCUUGGACUUGUCCUCCAGUGAAUUAAGCGGGGAUAUUCCAUCUUCUCUAUCAAAUCUAACUGCUUUACAGUACUUGGAUCUAUCGGACAAUGAUUUAACAGGUCCAAUACCAAGUUCUCUUGCUGGAUUUGCGUUCUUGAGAUUCUUAAACUUAACUGGAAACAAGUUCUGGGGUUCAAUUCCUCUUGGACUUGCUGAAAAGGCGAAUAAUGAAACCUUGUUGCUCAGCAUGGAUGGAUUCGUACCCCUCAUUAAGAAUCAUUGUCAAUCAGCUCAAUGUACAAAAAAGAAGCUUUCUAUUCCAGUAGUUGCAUCAGUAGCUGUACUGUUGAUGCUCUUGAUUGUGGUAAUCACCAUCUGUUACUUCACCAAACGCAAAGGGGAUAAAAGGGUCGAUUCUUUUGACUCAAGAAGCCAACGUUUUUCAUACACUAAAAUAGUGAGUAUGACCAACAACUUUGAGAAGAUUUUAGGCAGAGGUGGAUUUGGAUUAGUAUACCAUGGCUACUUGGACAACAAAGAAGUUGCUGUGAAGAUGCUUGCUGAGACAGGAUACAAGGAAUUUCAGAUUGAGGCUGAGCUAUUGGGAAGAGUUCAUCACAGAAACUUGAUUUCACUUGUUGGGUAUUGUUAUGAAGGUGCUUAUAUGGCGCUUGUGUACGAGUACAUGGCAAAUGGGACUGUAAAAGAGCAUCUCAAUGGUCCAAAAUCAUUGACUUGGAUAGAGAGACUUCAGGUGGCCCUGAAUGGAGCAGAAGGUUUGGAUUAUCUGCAUAAUGGUUGCACGCCACCUAUUGUCCACAGAGAUGUUAAGAGUACCAACAUCUUAUUAGAUGAUAACUUCCAUGCAAAACUUGCCGAUUUUGGAAUUUCUAGAGCUUUUUCUGUAGAUGAGAGCUCUUUCGUGUCAACUGCAGUUGUUGGCACUAUCGGUUAUCUUGAUCCAGAGUAUGCUCAUUUACAGAAAUUGCAUGAAAAGAGUGAUGUUUAUAGCUUCGGAGUAGUGCUUUUGGAACUCAUCACAGGGCAGCCUCCUGUGAUAACAAGCAAGAACUGUCACAUAACUCAAUGGGUUGGUAAUUCUCUUACUACUGGUGAGUUUGCCGAUGUUAUUGACCCCAUGCUAGAUGGAACCUAUGAUAGUGAAUUGGUGGAAAAAUAUGUAAGAUUAGCAAUCAGUUGUUGCUCACCCUCUUCUGCUAAUAGGCCAACCAUGCAUUAUGUGUCUAGCAGACUGGAGGAAUAUUUAGAAGCUGCAACAGAGGCUACUAAAGGCAUAAUGGUUUAUUUAGAAGAUUCAACCACAAUCCCUGUGCUUCUUGAUAGCAAGUUCUCAAGCAAAUUUUAAUUUUAAUUAUUUACAGGAGUCUGCAAUAUAAGGACUUGCUUUUUGAUGCAUUUUUGUUAA
This is a messenger RNA of Solanum verrucosum, 2664 nucleotides long. Its product is annotated as putative leucine-rich repeat receptor-like protein kinase At2g19210. Gene Ontology annotation, molecular function: protein kinase activity; protein binding; ATP binding. The record is from RefSeq and is a predicted model, not a curated record. NCBI's taxonomy places the organism in Eukaryota, Viridiplantae, Streptophyta, Magnoliopsida, Solanales, Solanaceae. The transcript is spliced from 13 exons. Bases 1 to 2604 code for a protein of 867 amino acids. Gene Ontology annotation, biological process: protein phosphorylation.